Messenger RNA from Geodia barretti, 483 nucleotides. NCBI's taxonomy places the organism in Eukaryota, Metazoa, Porifera, Demospongiae, Tetractinellida, Geodiidae. The record is from the annotation of a GenBank genome assembly.
AUGCGUGGCAGUAAGGAAGAUAUUAGAGGGAGCUCCUCUAAUGUAUCGAUAGACGGGCAAGCACAUGCUCCGGAGUAUGCCGUUGUGGAAGAUCGGAUACCUCUGCAUGGAAACCACAAUGGAAAGAGUGGAGACAUUACAACUGGAAAGACUACAGCUAGAGCUUCUGGAACUGAGCCUGAAUAUGCUGUUCCGUCCACCACUAGUGGAGCGGGAAGGAAUGCUGCACAUAGGACACACCAAGACAAGACGGUGCUGGGUCAAAGAUCUCGCUAUAAUGCAAAUGGUCCCGCGCACGAAUAUGCCAUCCUGGAAGACCCGUCUACCAUCCAUGAUAAAAACAUGACUCCCUCAGUACCACCUCAGAAACCAUUUCACCAGCCCCAACUUCCUGAAGCUCCGGUUCCAGUAGUAAAGAUUGUGGUACAAGACGACAAUGGGCAGGAAACACCAAUAGAAGAGUCUUUAACUUCCACCCAUUAG